Mugil cephalus (flathead mullet) is the source of this 1410-nucleotide messenger RNA. It is a transcript of the gene gipc3, whose product is annotated as GIPC PDZ domain containing family, member 3. Gene Ontology annotation, molecular function: protein binding. The coding region runs from base 204 to 1196 and encodes 330 amino acids. The transcript is spliced from 6 exons. Lineage: Eukaryota; Metazoa; Chordata; Actinopteri; Mugiliformes; Mugilidae. The record is from RefSeq and is a predicted model, not a curated record.
UGGGUUUCUACAUGGUAGGGCUUGGCUGGCCUCUUUCAGCUACAGUUACUAGGCUUUUCUCAUCAUUAAUUUAUCUGCACCCCCAAAGCUCUGGCUGACUGGUUUGUUAGGUGAUUGGUCAGCUAAGCGGGGGGAAGGACGGGACAGUCAGAGCAGUGCGGUACCAGGGCUCCCACAGAGGAGCAAAACCCGAGCUAGGGCUGAUGCAGAACGGGGAGGAUAUGAGCCCGCAGGACUCCAAGGCAGCAGGGGCCGAGGCUAUGGAGGAGCACAAGGCCCAGAGUCAGGCGUGUGUGGAGCCCACAGCACCUCCACUUCCUCCCCCUUCACCGCCACCGCCAGGGCCACCAGAAUAUUCAAGGCCUAGGCUCAUCUUCCACACCCAGCUGGCUCACGGAAGUCCAACAGGCCGCAUCCAUGGAUUUACUAAUGUCAAGGAGCUGUACGCCAAGAUCGCCGAAGUGUUCAACAUCUCACCCUCAGAGAUCUUGUUCUGCACUCUCAACUCUCACAAAGUGGACAUGCAGAAGCUACUGGGGGGACAGAUCGGGCUGGAGGACUUCAUCUUCGCUCACGUCAGAGGGGAGACCAAAGAAGUGGAGGUGACGAAGACGGAAGAUGCAUUGGGUCUCACCAUCACAGACAAUGGAGCUGGAUAUGCUUUCAUUAAGAGGAUAAAGGAAGACAGCACCAUAGAUCGACUGAAGACUGUAUGUAUUGGCGACCACAUCGAGGCUAUUAAUGACCAGAGCAUCGUUGGGUGUCGACACUAUGAGGUGGCUAAGAUGCUGAAAGAGCAACCGAGAGGAAUACCCUUCACCCUUCGUCUUGUGGGGCCUAAGAAGGCUUUUGAUAUGAUUGGAAUGAGGACCAGAGCUCCUAAGUCUAAUGAGGGUAAGAUGGUGAACGGGAAGGAGACGCUGCGUCUUCGCUCCAAGGGUGCUGCUACAGUUCAGGAAGUGCAGAAUGAGUUUGAAGAACGGGCCACCAAGAAAGUGGACGACCUGCUGGAGAGCUACAUGGGCAUCAGAGACCUGGAGCUGGCCACCACCAUUGUGGAAGCGGGCAAAGACAAGAAGAACCCUGAUGACUUUGCCGAGGCGUUGGACUCUGUUCUGGGAGACUUUGCUUUCCCUGAUGUGUUUUUGUUUGAUGUAUGGGGAGCGAUCGGAGAUGUCAAAAAUGGCAGAAUGUAGACGUUUACUUUACACGGAGGAGAGACGGAGAGGGAGAGAGUGAUCUCUGUCCUCUGGCAUAUCCACUUGUAACAUGUAGAAGUGUUUUAAUGUUGCCUUCCCAGUCUUUGCAUUAAUUCAUAAUCACUUCCUUUGCAAUCUUGAUGGGGACAACACUCAAAUGUCAAUAAUUGUCACUCUCAAUGCCUUUUCUGAAUUUUGUCAAGUCUUUACA